CCAUCCCGAGCCAUGCUUUCUCCUCUCUGGUGUCCAGGCUUCCACCGCGGGGCACCGAAGCAAGCUCCCCGGUGAGGCGGGCACCAUCCGGACCUGACCGUGACCUUUUCUGCACAUCCUUCAGACGGAAGGCUGGGUGGGCAGGACCGCGGGACCCCCGUGGGCUUGGGCCCAGAGAGUCCCGGGGCAGUAGAGGAGGGGGUGAAGAGCAAAAUCCUCAAGACAUGGAGGAGGUGGUGGUCAUGGAGCCAGAAGUGGCCGAAAUGCCGGAGCCGGGAGGUCUGUGUCCCCAGGUGUCCCCCGUUUCCCAGGAGGAGAGUUCGGAAGAGGGCGAGGUGGCAGCCCUGCGCCUCACCGCCACAUCCCAGGCAACGGUGACAUUCAAGGACGUGGCCAUGGACUUCACGCCAGAAGAGUGGGGGAAGCUGGAUCCGGUGCAGAGGGCCGUGAUGCUGGAGAACUACCGGAACCUGGUCUCGCUGUGGCUUCCGAUUUCCAGGCCUGAGAGCUACAGCUUGGAGAAUGGAAGAGAAGUGCUGAAGCUGGAGAGGAAGGCCUCUGGGGGCAGCUGUCCAGACAUGGAGCCAAGAGCCAAGAGCAAGGAUUACGCUUCAGCGCAAGAUUUUUCCAAAGAAUCGUCCUGCCAGGUUGCGAUCAUUGAGAGACUGACGAAGAACAGUGGCUCAGAUGCAGAAUGUGAAAGUUGGUUAGAAAGUCAGCAAGAAAGUCAGGAGAGACACUUGAAAGAGGCGUUCCCUCACAUGAACACCUCACCUGAGGAAAGAGAUCUUGAACGUGAUGUUCCCUGGGAAAACUAUAGUCAAAAGUCCGUCCGUGCCACUCAAGACAGAGUGCUCAGAGGAACCUGUUCCUUCCAGACACUGGGAAAACGCUUGAAGCAGAAAUCAAACCUAGUGAAAAGGCAGAGAACUUACAACAAAGAGAAGAAGCCUCAUAAGUGUAACGACUGCGGUGAACUCUUCACUUACCAUUCAGUGCUUAUUCGACACCAGAGAGUCCAUACCGGAGAGAAACCCUAUUCCUGUGACGAAUGUGGGAAAUCUUUUAGCCACAGGGCGAACCUAACGAAGCAUCAGAGAACUCAUACUAGAAUGCUCUUCGGAUGCAACCAAUGCAAGAAGACUUUCACAGAAAGCGCAUCCCUUGCGAUCCACCAGAGAAUUCACAUUGGAGAGAGACCUUACGAAUGCAGUGAAUGUGGGAAAGGUUUCAAUCGAAGCACACAUCUUGUGCAGCAUCAGUUAAUUCAUACUGGAGUGAAGCCCUAUGAGUGCAAUGAAUGUGAUAAGGCCUUCAUUCACUCGUCAGCACUAAUUAAACAUCAAAGAACUCAUACUGGAGAGAAACCCUACAAAUGUCAGGAUUGCGGGAAAGCCUUUAGCCACUGCUCAUCCCUUACUAAGCACCAGAGGGUUCAUACUGGGGAAAAGCCGUAUGAAUGUAGUGAAUGUGGAAAAACAUUUAGUCAAAGUACACAUCUUGUCCAGCAUCAGAGAAUUCAUACUGGAGAGAAACCCUACGAGUGUAACGAAUGUGGGAAAACAUUCAGUCGGAGUUCAAAUUUUGCUAAACAUCAAAGAAUUCAUAUUGGAAAGAAACCCUACAAAUGUGGUGAGUGUGGGAAAGCCUUCAUUCAUUCGUCAGCUCUUAUUCAACACCAGAGAACUCAUACUGGAGAGAAGCCCUUUAGAUGUAAUGAAUGUGGGAAAAGCUUUAAGUGCAGUUCAUCCCUCAUCAGACAUCAAAGGAUUCACGUUGAAAAUCAACCCUGAAAAAUUACUGAGUAUGAAGUAAAGUAAGUUGGGUUUAUCACUGUAUGAGGUACCUGAGUGUUUAAAUGGAAACUUAUUGUAUGCCUUGAGACCCAAUUAUAUAAGCAUCUAAUUUCAUUUGCAUAAUAUGUAGUUGUUGAGCCACAAACAGGCUGGUGCUUACAUCUGUUGAUUUGAUAAUUAUUAAAACUUCCAUCCAGGGAUCUCAGAAUUUUAAGUCUCAAUCUCCCAAAUACUCAUUCACUAAAAUUCAUACAGUCCCAGAGAGGGUGGCCAUAUACACUGGGAAGUUGCUUCCCCAUCUCCUGAUCUUGUUAGAGACCUAUUGUAGCCCCUCAGCUUGCAAAAGGAAUUGUUACUUGGUAGGUUAGCUUGAUGGCUCAUAAUAUACCCUUCUCGUGAGGAGGACACAGAGUUGCUCGUCUCUGAGUCAUCAGACAUAUACAUGACAUCAGCUCUCCAGAGAAUGUAAAACUACCACUUACUGUGAUGAGCGUAACCAGGCUGUAUUUAGUUGUCGUCAGAGGAAUGAUGUUACUCGCAGAGUUGUGGUAUUUGUUACCCCUGUUCUGUGGAGCCCUACCUAAGUUUCCCUUU
This is a messenger RNA of Ochotona curzoniae (black-lipped pika), 2390 nucleotides long. It is a transcript of the gene ZNF286A, whose product is annotated as zinc finger protein 286A. The transcript is spliced from 5 exons. Gene Ontology annotation, molecular function: DNA-binding transcription factor activity, RNA polymerase II-specific; RNA polymerase II cis-regulatory region sequence-specific DNA binding. The record is from RefSeq and is a predicted model, not a curated record. Gene Ontology annotation, biological process: regulation of transcription by RNA polymerase II. NCBI's taxonomy places the organism in Eukaryota, Metazoa, Chordata, Mammalia, Lagomorpha, Ochotonidae. Bases 225 to 1793 code for a protein of 522 amino acids.